CGGAUAUCAUAUCAUUCUUGUUGUUUAACAAACGUUUGACAAGGAUGACAUGACAUCCAAGGAGAACUCUGAUGAAAAUCAGAACGCACCUCAACAAACGCGACUCAUUAUGGCUGGCAAACCAAAUCUGGCAUUAUACUCUCAAAAUCAAUUAGACUAUAUGUGUGCUCUGGAUAUCAAUAGUCAAGUAUCUUUUGUCCGUUUAUCUGGUAUCAUUUGUACAAUCGGUCCUGUAUCCAGAUCUGUGGAGAUUUUAGAAAAAAUGAUUGAGACAGGAAUGAAUAUUGCUCGAUUGAACUUCUCUCAUGGGUCUCACGAAUAUCAUGCUGAGACUAUCGCUAAUGUUCGCCAGGCACAAAAGAAUUUAACCACCCGUGCCGGUAUCAAUAUUCCUGUUGCUAUUGCUCUUGACACAAAGGGUCCUGAAAUCCGUACCGGUCUUUUAGAAGGCGAUCGCUCGGCUGAAGUUGAGUUAAUUAAAGGCCAGACUUUUAAACUAUCUACUGACAAGGCAUAUAUAGAGAAAGGAAAUGCUCAAGUUAUGUACGUUGAUUACGAAAAUAUCUCAAAGAUAUUAAAGACGGGCAAUCGCAUAUUCGUGGACGAUGGUUUGAUUUCUCUCAUUGUUUCCGCUAUCAGUUCUAAUUUAAUCUCUACGACUGUUGAAAAUGGUGGUAUGUUGGGUUCGUGCAAAGGUGUGAAUUUACCAGGAGUACUAGUGGAUCUUCCAGCAGUGUCGGAAAAAGAUAAAUGUGAUCUUCAGUUUGGUGUUGAACACGAAGUCGAUAUGAUAUUCGCUUCCUUUAUUAGAAACGCUGCUGCAUUAACUGAGAUUCGUGAUAUUCUCGGUGAAAAGGGUAAAAACAUCAAAAUUAUAUCGAAGAUCGAAAAUCAACAGGGUAUAACGAAUCUUGAUGAGAUUAUCGAUGCAUCCGAUGGUAUCAUGGUAGCACGUGGUGACUUGGGAAUAGAAAUACCACCGCAGAAGGUAUUCCUGGCACAGAAGCGUAUGAUUAGCAGAUGUAACAAAGUUGGCAAACCAGUAAUUUGUGCUACGCAAAUGUUGGAGUCUAUGAUAAAAAAACCACGUGCUACGAGAGCCGAAACUUCAGAUGUUGCUAAUGCCAUUCUCGAUGGUGCUGAUUGUGUUAUGUUGUCAGGUAAUUUAUUUUGA
This is a messenger RNA of Acromyrmex echinatior (Panamanian leafcutter ant), 1174 nucleotides long. RefSeq names its product pyruvate kinase. The record is from RefSeq and is a predicted model, not a curated record. Lineage: Eukaryota; Metazoa; Arthropoda; Insecta; Hymenoptera; Formicidae. Gene Ontology annotation, biological process: glycolytic process. Gene Ontology annotation, molecular function: pyruvate kinase activity; magnesium ion binding; potassium ion binding.